AUGGCCACUAUAUUGUCUAGGUCGCCUCUGAGGGCGGCAAUCCUAUCGAAACGACUCGCAAUUGUUCCUCGAACAAACCCUAGCCAAUCUCAUUUCACACACCAGCAAUACCAAUGGAUCUCAACUGGACAAAUGACACCCAAAAUUGCCGAUGCAUCGAUGUGGAAUUCGGUAAUACCUAAAUUUCUACGGAGUGGAAGUCAGAAAGGACCGAAACAUGGCGCAGAUGUGGGAAUCAUGGAGCGACAUCCUUCAGUUUUCUACAUCCUCAUGUUCAUAUUAAUUGGGUCUCAAGCAAUCCAUCUGCUUCAACUUAGAACCUCCCACGAGAAUUUCUUGCGAAGUACAAACUCGAAGAUUCGCCAACUAAGCGAGGUCAUUGAUAAGCUCAAAAACGGCGAGGACGUGGAUGUGAGGAAAACCCUUGGUACAGGAAAUAAGGCCUCCGAGGAUGAAUGGGAAGAAGUACUGAGGGAGAUCGAACAAGAGGAGCUGGAUUGGAGGUCCAAGCUUGAUGCCAUACAAUCGAAUGAAAACCUUCAGCACUCCGAUACUACUGAAGACUCAAGCACGCCGAAGCGCCCCCCACAGUUCUACUAA
Molecule: messenger RNA, 600 nt
Organism: Nannizzia gypsea CBS 118893
Lineage: Eukaryota; Fungi; Ascomycota; Eurotiomycetes; Onygenales; Arthrodermataceae
Exons: 2
Coding region: 1-600 (199 amino acids)
Source: RefSeq, a predicted model, not a curated record